This is a messenger RNA of Paramecium tetraurelia, 1144 nucleotides long. RefSeq lists its product as uncharacterized. The record is from RefSeq and is a predicted model, not a curated record. Lineage: Eukaryota; Ciliophora; Oligohymenophorea; Peniculida; Parameciidae. The transcript has 6 exons.
AUGAAAAACGUGAACAAAUUUGUAAUAUUGUCACUACUUCUAAUGAUAAACUAAGCAUUGGAAGAUGUGGAUAUGAAACAACAAAUUGAAUAACUUGAUCAAAACAGAUUUGGUCACACUCUUCUUGAUACAAUUUACUUGUAAUUGUAAACCUAAGAACCGAUUGAAAGAUUAAUGGGAACUUUACAAUAAAUUGAGGAUAGAUACUAUCAAGAUUAAAAGGAAGAGGAUGUUUCACACAAAGACUAUUAAGACUCCUGCAGCGUGGAUCUCUAAAAUUUAGAUCAAAAUAUCAAAGUGAGUGACAAUGAACGUAUCAAAUUGGAAGCAAGAUUGGAAGGUGAACUCUAUCCAAAGAGAGAAAUCUUAUAGAAAUUAAUAUCUCAAAAGCAAGGAGAACUUAAAGAAUUCAGCGGAGAGUUGAAUGAAUUAGAUCAAUAGAGAGAAGAAGAAAAUGAUGAACAUCAACAUAAAAUUCACGAACACGAAGAUGUUAUUGCCAUCUUGAUGUAGGCUAGAACAUUGUUUUCAGAGAAUCUACAGUCACAUGACAACUCCUUUAUUUAAUUGAAUAGCAAUGGAAUUGAAUUACUGUAAAAGCAUUUCGGAGCGUCCAUCAAAAGAGCAAGUAAAUUCACCUAUAGAACCUCUUGGGGUAAAAUGUUCAAAGCUUUGGCCACCAUAACUUCAAGAGUUAAUCAAUUGCAAGAUUCAGCACAAGUUGACAAUAACAAGUUCAUGAUUCAAUGGAUCUUGAGAAGUUCUCAGAGGAAAAAAGAAUUCAAGCUUACGAGAAGACCUAGAAACUUGCUUGUCAUUUCAAUCAAUACCACUGAGAGCACUUUGGCAUCAGCCAUAACUGAUUUCGCAUUAGUGAAUGAAGUGAUCGAGUAGACUCAAGCCACUCUCGAUAAUGUAAAUCAGAGAUUGGAAAUGCUCCAAUAAUCUAGAAAUGAUCGAUUCACCAUAUGUGAAUAAGAGGCUUAGGAUUACUAGGAUUCCAGAUCACAGAGGGAUUCUGACAGGGAUGUUGUAUCAUAAACCAUUGGAUUGUUGAAUAAAUCAUUAAGAACUUUGAAGGAGUAAUUGGCAUUGAGAAUGGCAGCUGGAGAAUAAUUUGAAGAUGUUUGAUUUAAUAUUAUCA